CUCUAUAUCGGUCCUAUCCCUCCCCUUCCGACUCUCAAAAUAUUCUGAGGAGCUCCCAGAUAUUAAAUAAGGUCGACGCUCUGUGUAAUUUAUUAAAUUCAAUUCAAUCAACAUUGCCUAUUUUGGUCAACCAACUAGCUCCUCCUCUAAAAAGCUAUAUAUUAUUGUUAACGGUCCCCUUGUAUACCUCCCUCUACGAAAAAUAACCAGCUAGUUUUGUUAACGGUCCCCUUGUAUACCUCCCUCUACGGAAAUAACAAACUAGUUUUGUUAACGGUCUCUUUGUAUACCGCCCUCUACGAUAACGACAAAAGUUUUUAGGACGUUAUUACUCGUACAGCAGCUUUUUUAUUUACAAAAUGACAGUUUGCUCAGAGUCAUCACUGCCUUUUGGAAAGAGGACAAUCAUGACACUGUGCUUUUCUGAUUUAUAUAAGAUAAAUAAUACAAGCGUCAGUCUUUCGUCGGAUUUCACCAGGUCUGACUUUCUCUCGAGCCCCCGGGGCAACGUCACUGGAAAGCAGGGCAGUAUGGCGUGGUUGUAGGGGGCUCGUCGCAAGGAGGACCGGGUGUUGAUCAGAGUAGGCAAUGGAAUGCAACGCAAAUAACUUGUCUAUGGCUUCUAUCAAGUCGAGUGCAAACAUGGCGUCACUUCCUGCUGACAUAUCCACGCACAACGAAGCACACAGCACAAUGGUCGCAUCCCCAGACCAAGACGCAGCAGGAGAUGCACCCAACACCGCCUCAUCGCUACUCAGCCUACCGACUAAACCACCAUGUGGGGACUUCACAAAUGAAACAGAACAACCUGAUGGCACGCGCAACGCCCAGAACCUGGACCAUGGAUGGGCGUGGCUGGUCAUGGUAUCCGCCCUUUUUACUCACAUCUUAACAUUUGGAAUGUCUUAUGCAACCGUUGGGACAUUCUACGUGGAGUUUCUGACAGAGUUUCAGCAAAGCAAUGCAGCCACUUCCUGGACUGGAUCAAUCAUGCUUGGAAUGAUGUUAUGCUCUGGUCCAGCAAUAAGCCUUUUCAUUGAUAAAUGUGGCGCAUGCACAGUGGCUGUAGCGGGUGGAGCUAUCGCAUCGGCUGGAUUGUUCCUAAGCUCCAUGGCAACGAGCAUCAUCUUCCUCUACUUCUCAUUUGGUGUUGUCACUGGCUUAGGUCUUGGCAUGAGCUAUCUCCCAUGCAUCGUCAUGCUAGGAAAGUUCUUCGAGCGUAGACGGGCUUUUGCUGCUGGUAUUGCAGCUUCUGGGUCCGGCCUGGGGACCUUCAUCUUUGCUCCAUUUGACCAAUUCCUACUGGCUACUCUCGGCUGGCGACAGUCCUUCGUAGUUCUUGGAUGUGUAGAACUGACCUUAUGUCUGUGUGGUGCUACUUACUUAGAGAGCAAGAUCCCUGUUCGGAGUGAAGGGUUGGAAGGUCGGGAAGACAACGAGGAGAGACUUAAUAUAGCGUCUCUGCCGCAGACGCCAUCUUUGGUAGUUAUCAGGCAAUCUACUGGAGUCAAGCCGAGUGUGGAUAACCUGAAUUCCAUCCGCAGUGCCCUUGAUGCAAUAUCAGCCCGGAAUACUCCCGUGGGAAGCUGGAAGCAGAGCAUCGGCGUGAAGAUGCGGGGAAGUGUUUUCUUGCAAUCACCUAUAAACUCCCCGCUACCCUCCUCGCCUAUUCCACUUGACGGUUUCUUCGGUCUAGCAUCCCCUAUAAACAUCACAAGAGGGGCAUCCUUCAAUCCAUCUUUGGACGACUCAAGCAGCCAAGUUCAGCCACCGGUGUCUGGGAUAAGCGUGCCGACCAUUGAGAUCACACAUGCAUCAACUCCUCCAUCGUCGAACUUAACUUCAACAUACCAAGCUUCAGAAGGGUUAGGGGAACUAACAUUUGGCAGCUGGCAGCAGAGUGUUAACGCUAGAGCAGUACUCAGCAAUUUCUUACAGUCUCCGGCUCUUUCACCGAUUCCCGAUUCCCCUUUGACUUUAGACAACAUCUCAAAGUUAUCUGUUCCAUCCAAUCAGGACUUAUCGCUGGACCGGUCGACACAGGAAUCUUACAACAAUAUUACAUCAACGACACUCGAUCCAGUUCUAGAAGAAUCAAGACUGUGUCCUCGACUUGACGAUAUCGUACAACAAAGAUGUCCGACUUCAGGCGAUGACGAAAGUGUAAAGUAUGAUCUCGACGGGGAAGGUCAGAAAUCUGAGGAGUACCCCCGCAGAAAGCGUGACAGUCCGCUAGUAACCAUCUAUAGGUUGUUUCACAAUAGGUUCUUCGUACUGUUCAGCAUCUCAGGAUUCGUCUUGUGCAUUGGAUACCAGCUGCCAUACAUGUACUUCAAGGCCUUUGCUCUUUCCCUAGGUAUAGAUGAAGACAGUUGGGCAUUAAUCAUGGCCUGUAUGGGGAUCACAGAUAUGCUUGGGAGACUCAUUGUGGGUUUCAUCUUCGACCGUGCCAUGUGCGUCUCCCAUCGGUUGGUUGGCUACACGUUAUCACUCUUCUUAUCUGGAGCGCUUCUACUCCUCAUGUCGACUGCUUCAACGUAUCCAACCUUAGCAAUGGCAGCUACAAGCUACACGUUGAUUGCUGGGUCCACUGAUCCCCUUGUGCCGGCACUUCUUGUGGAGUAUGUUGGACUGGAUUCACUGUGCUACUCUUUCGGCUUUCUGAUUGAGAUGCAAGGGAUUGGAUUUCUCCUGGGCCCGCCUCUAGCGGGUAUUGUGUAUGCGUACAUCGGGGAUUACUCGGCAGUCUUCAUUGUUGGUGCCCUCGCUUUCAUAGUCAGCGGAGUUAUCAUUCUACUAGAACCAAUUUGUGCACAAUGCCAGAAAUGGACCCGGAGUUCAGCAUCACGUUCUGAAAUAAUCGGCGCCAAUACAACAGCAUAAGGCCCAGCUGAUAAGGCCAACCACUACAGGUACUCACUGACUUGGGUAUUCUACAAUGUGGGCCUAUGACAUUUUACCUUCACCUGCAUUAUCAAUUUAACUUCCGUUGAGUUAUCUCUUAAGCUAGUUUUGUACAUUUUACAGAACCUCCCUUACAGAGCAACUUCUUUAGUGGGUCUUAAUCUCAACCAAGAAGUUGCUAUUUGAUAACAAUAUUGGUCUUUUUACCCCAAAGAGGCUUGUUUACAUUUCACAGAGCUCCCAAAUAUACUUAAUCGAAUACAGGGCAAUGUCUCUAGUAGGUAUAAUUUAUAUUGGGUUUUUGUUAGUGGCUAGGGAGAGUAGGGGCACACUCAUUUUAUGUUAUGAAGCUUAAAUCUACAUGCAUUGUAUACACACUCUCCUUAUUUACAUUUCCAAAAGCCUCAUUGACAGAGACAUUUCUUUGUUUUACCUUUGAGAGUUUUAACUCCCCCACCAAUACCACUUCAACAAAAGCAGUACUUGCUCAUGCUUAAACGAUAAUUAUUGAAUGCAAGAAAAAAAUGCAAAAAACAUAUCCAAGUGUAUUUUAACAAAAUUACGUACAUUUAUUUCAAAUAGAAAAUAAGGAAACUAAAUAGUUGUAUGAUAUGAACAUUGUGAAAUAAUGGUACUGUACCAGUGUCCAUAAAAUUACAUAAAUGUGAAGAAUAAAAUGUUUAAAAAUAAAGCUGAAGUGAGCUUUUCAAAUCAACAAUAAUAUAAAUCAACAUUUUAUAAGUUCAUUUAGAGAUUUCAAAACCAACGAAGUGCCUUCACCUGUUGAGUCUUUGUGGGCAACUUUGCAAAACAAAACCCAAAGUCCACAGAUAAAUGUUCAGGUAGUGGGUACUUUUAGGCCAAGCUUUUCUUUGUUGGCGAUGAACAAGUUAUAAAGAAAUCUAGCGGUCCACUUGUCUAUGACAUUCAGAUUUCUGAGAAAUUGUACUAAAAAAA
Messenger RNA from Asterias rubens (European starfish), 3861 nucleotides. RefSeq names its product monocarboxylate transporter 10-like. Bases 589 to 2883 code for a protein of 764 amino acids. Gene Ontology annotation, molecular function: monocarboxylic acid transmembrane transporter activity. Gene Ontology annotation, biological process: transmembrane transport; monocarboxylic acid transport. The record is from RefSeq and is a predicted model, not a curated record. Lineage: Eukaryota; Metazoa; Echinodermata; Asteroidea; Forcipulatida; Asteriidae. The transcript has 6 exons.